AUGGCAUCCAUUGCUACUUUCUUCAACAAGUUUUGCUAUCUUUUCAUCCUCAUUCUCCACCUUGGCUGCUUCAUGUUCACCACCGCCGCCGUCACCGCCGGAAAACAAAAACACGACACCCGUCAUUUGCUACCCUCCAAGAAACGAAAAAUCUUACCUUUAUCACAACCCACUUCACCUUCCCACCCUAAAUUCAAAACCCAUAAAGCCCUUUCUUCUUCUUGGCAUUUCGUCAAACACCUCUUCUCCGCUAAAUCCUGCAAAACCGCCAUCACCGCCGCCACCACACAAGCAUCACCUCAAUCCACAUCAACCACCGCGGAAGCCUCCCAACAAUCUCUCAUCUCACUGGUUCAAUCCGACCCGAGUUUCACCGAUCCCCCACGCAAGAAACAACCCGAAUCAGACAUCUCCGCCGACAACUUCCCCCUCCGUAACGACAUCUUCCCAUGCACCGUCUGCGGCGAGAUUUUCCAGAAACCAAAUCUCCUCGAGAAUCACCAAUUCACAAACCACGCCGUGUCGGAACUCACCGGAUCCGACCCGGGUCACAACAUAGUCCAGAUCAUAUUCAAAUCGGGUUGGCCUGAAACAAACGACUUUCCAUUUCCAACAAUUCACCGAAUCCUAAAGAUCCACAACAGCCAGAAAAUCCUCUCCAAAUUCGAAGAGUAUCGCGAAAUGGUAAAAUCCAAAGCCACGCGUAACACGCGCCGCCGCGACGAACGCUGCAUCGCCGACGGAAACGAACUCAUGCGUUUUCACUGCUCCACUUUUUUAUGCGAGUUAGGACACAACGGGGAUUCUUCAAUUUGUUCUCAGCAAUUUUGUACUAUCUGCGGAAUUAUUAAAUCAGGAUUUUCACAAAAAUUAGACGGAAUUUCCACGCUGUCAACAAGCUGGAGGGCAAACAUGUCAAUUCCUGAUGACAUCGAACGUGAAUUUCGCUUCAUGAACGUGAAACGGGCCAUGCUUGUUUGUCGGGUUAUUGCGGGUCGGGUUGGGUCUGAUUCGGAUGAUGAAAUGGAUAAAACCGAUGGGGGUUUUGAUUCGGUGAUGGCGCGCGGAGAGAGUGAGUUGGUGGUUUUUAAUCCUAGGGCUGUGCUACCUUGUUUUGUGAUUGUGUAUAGUGUGUGA
Vicia faba (fava bean) is the source of this 1137-nucleotide messenger RNA. The record is from the annotation of a GenBank genome assembly. NCBI's taxonomy places the organism in Eukaryota, Viridiplantae, Streptophyta, Magnoliopsida, Fabales, Fabaceae.